Molecule: messenger RNA, 570 nt
Organism: Guyanagaster necrorhizus
Lineage: Eukaryota; Fungi; Basidiomycota; Agaricomycetes; Agaricales; Physalacriaceae
Exons: 5
Coding region: 1-570 (189 amino acids)
Source: RefSeq, a predicted model, not a curated record
AUGGCGCAAAUGAUAACCGACAUUGCGUCACCCACCGUCCGUUAUUCCAUUUUCAGCCAACUCGUAAGCCUGUGCCUUCCGUAUCUCGCUACUUGUUACGUUGAUAAUGUUUCUUCAACAAAGAAAUGUUUAUCUAUGCGCUUUCAGGCCUUGAGAAUUCAAACAUAUCUAACUCACUCUCAAUUCGACGGCUGCCAAAUCUGCGUAGUACAAGUGCUUGCGACAAUUAGUAACCGCUACGGCACCAUGCUGGCAACUGGACGCAAGAUGCAGACGAGCUGCCAGGAGUGUAUCGAUGUGCGGGCGAAUAUAUGCGCCGCAACAGUCAACAAUAUUGAUCGCAUCACCGACCGCUAUUGCAUUGAGCCCCACCCGUUCUCCUCGCUCAGGGUAAAAGAGAGCUUGUCAAAAAUGAAGGUUAGGCCCAUGAUGCAUGCGUUUAUCGCGUCGGCGCUGCUCGAUCAUGGUGGUAGAAGGCAGACGAUGAUUACAGAGACAUUACGGCUGGUGAGGUUCCCGUUAGAAGCCGUCGGAGUUCGGAAUAAAAUUCGGCAGUUAUAUUCGACGUGA